AUGCCACCAGUUCUAAUGAUCAUAAAGGGCCUGCUCCGGAGAUAUAAAAGAUGGAACCCUGUGCAUCCUACUUCUGGUGCAUUUUGGGGCAUUGGAAUAGGUGUGGGUUGCGGGGUUGGAUGGGGUCCUGGCUUUGGUCCUGAGGCGAUUGGUUAUGUUGGAGCUGGCUGUGGUAUCGGAAUUAGUGUAGGGAUCACUCUGGUUGGUUUUGGCAUUGGUCUUCCUGCAAAUGGCCUGUUUGAAGCACCUUACAAUGCUUUUAUGGCUACAGGAACUGCUGUAGUGGAGUUUGCUCGAUCCAAUGGUCUACUUAGCAUGGGAAACGUUGCCGGUGAUGGUUGGAGGAACAUUGGACCACACAUUUCUGGGUUGAAAAGAAACGCAAGUGGAAAGUUCCCAAUCUUCAAGUACGAAAAUCCCUUGGACACAGGGGUAAAUUUUUCUGAGAUGAAGAGCACCAUGUAUUCCGGUAGUAAAUCUAUUCUGGAUCAUUUAGGAAGAAUCAGUGAUCGCUUCUUUCAUCCUCACAAAGCUUCAGUAACUCUCAAGCAUGGUUUUCAUCGAGGUUGGUUGACACUUGACUUGAGGAGAUGUGAUAGUGGGGUGUUGAAAAUGGUGGUAAACGGGGGGUGA
Messenger RNA from Ilex paraguariensis (yerba mate), 633 nucleotides. NCBI's taxonomy places the organism in Eukaryota, Viridiplantae, Streptophyta, Magnoliopsida, Aquifoliales, Aquifoliaceae. The record is from the annotation of a GenBank genome assembly.